AUGCCUCGCAACAACAAGAAAAUGAAGAAUGCUCCUCCGCCUCGCGCUCGCGGACCCUGCAAACCGUCCGCUCCAGCAUCAGGUCCCGGCAAGGGCCAGCAGCAUGGCAAUGGCCAGAAGCAAGGGAAUGACAAUUCCAGUGCACCGAAGAAAGGUCCUAUGCAGGCAAAUCAAAGACCGAUCGUACCAUUUUUGAGGAAAGAUCGAGUGUUGCUGGUUGGCGAAGGAGACUUCUCAUUCGCUCGCUCACUAGCAAAGCAAUACAAGUGUCGCAAUCUCUGCGCAACAUGCUACGACAGCAAAGAAGCCCUCUACGCCAAAUACCCGCAAGCCCCACAACAUAUCGAAGAGAUCCUCAACGCAAGAAAGAAGCCAACAGAAGAGCCAGACUCCAAAACAGAAGACUCAACUCCCCAAUCAAAAGACACCAAAUCCCCCAAAGUCCUCUUCUCAGUUGACGCGCGCAAACUCGGCGCCCAACCCAGCGUCGGCAAAGAGCUCCGCAUCGGCUUCCCACGCCGCGAGCGCAAACGACCAGCCUGGUACCAGCAGCCAGAGCCGGGACCAGCGUACCAGCCAGGCGGACCGUGGGAUGUAAUCUGUUUCAAUUUCCCGCAUGUGGGCGGACUAUCCACGGAUGUGAACCGACAGGUACGCGCGAACCAGGAGCUGCUAGUUGCGUUUUUCAAGGCUUGUGUGCCUCUUGUUUCUAAGGCGCCGCCGUUGAUGGAUGCUGAGGAUGAUGAGUGGGUUUAUGAGGAUGGGGAGGAGAGUGAGGAUGAUGACGAGGAAGAAGAAGAAGAAGAGAACGGAGGCAACGAUGAUGAAAGUACUGGGAAGGGAUUCCGGGUUGGUCCUGGACAGAUUCUUGUGACGCUUUUCGAGGGGGAGCCGUAUACGCUUUGGAAUAUUCGGGAUUUGGCGAGACAUGCGGGUUUGGUUGUUGUUACUAGUUUCAAGUUUCCGUGGGCUUCUUAUGAGGGGUAUUCGCAUGCCAGGACCGCGGGACAUAUUGAAGGGAAGGAUGGGGAGAGGGGUGGAUGGAGGGGGGAGGAUAGGGAGGCGAGAAUGUUUGUGUUUGAGGUCAAGCAGAAGGAGGAUGGGAAGAAGGGCAAGAAGAGAGGUCGGGAUGAUUCUAGUGAUAGUGAGUAA
Molecule: messenger RNA, 1152 nt
Organism: Penicillium bovifimosum
Lineage: Eukaryota; Fungi; Ascomycota; Eurotiomycetes; Eurotiales; Aspergillaceae
Product: 25S rRNA (uracil2634-N3)-methyltransferase
Exons: 2
Coding region: 1-1152 (383 amino acids)
Biological process (GO): rRNA base methylation
Cellular component (GO): cytoplasm
Molecular function (GO): rRNA (uridine-N3-)-methyltransferase activity
Source: RefSeq, a predicted model, not a curated record